GAGGUUGGCUACACUGUCAUAUAAUCAAUUUAAGGUGGCAGUGGAAACGUGCAUCGCCGAUGCAAGAUUAUGGAAUUACCUACUACAGCUAAUGAUACAGUUUACCAGUUAUACACCAUCAUUAAUGACCCGUCUAGUAUUAUCGUACAAAAUCAAGAACCAGUGCAGACAAUAUUAGCAGUGGGCGAUGAGAGUAAUCAAGUGAUCUAUUACACUUUACCGCACGAAGAAGAUGACGAGGAGGAUGGUGAGGACGAAGAAGAAGUUAGUACCGUCGAUACAAUCUUUACAAGUGAUAAUUCCAAUUCUCUAUCCAAUGUUAAACUCGUCACUAUGCAAGAUGGGCAAAUUUAUUUGUCCACUGAUGAUUCAGUUUCUCAGUUACAAACGGACGACAAUAAAUACACAUUAACGGACGAGGAUUUGCCGACAGUACAGCCGACUGUAUUGAGUACUAGCUCUGAAGAAACGAUAGUCAGCGAAAAACAAAAGGAUGAUGUUGAGGUCGGUAAUUUUCGUCAGAUCCAGUUGGAAGACGGUACUUGUGCACUCAUAAACGCGUCAUUAUUGGACAGUUUGUUGGAUGCUAACACUAUGACACAAGUAGAGGUGAAAAAGAAGAAGUUUCCGUGUCCAUAUGUCGGUUGUGAGAAGGAAUUUUCUACUGCUCAUCAUUUGACGGUGCACAUUCGUUGUCAUACGGGUACAAGGCCCUACGCUUGCAAUGUGGAAGGCUGUGAUAAGGCAUUUGCAACAGGCUAUUCGCUCAAGGCCCACUUAAGAACACAUACUGGUGAGAAACCAUAUCCAUGUUCACUUUGCCUAAAGAAUUUCAAAACGUCUGGUGAUUUACUGAAACAUAUUCGUACGCAUACUGGUGAAAAACCAUUCAAAUGUCCCAUAGAAGGCUGUGACAAGUCAUUUACUACAUCCAACAUACGUAAGGUCCACAUUCGGUCGCAUACCGGCGAACGCCCCUACACGUGCCCCGUUGCCGAUUGUGGGAAAGCUUUCGCAUCAGCCACAAACUACAAAAACCACAUGCGAAUUCAUUCAGGCGAGAAACCUUACGUUUGUCCUGUUGAGGAUUGCGGGAAACGUUUCACUGAAUACUCGUCACUGUACAAGCACAAUGCUGUGCACCAACCUUAUCGGAAUUUCAAAUGCGAUUACUGCUCACAAUACUUUAAAUUUGAGAAUACGUUGAAACUGCAUAAGAAGACCGUUCAUGGCGUCAUCAUAACAGAUAAUGGUACAGAACUCCUUGUGAAGGAAGAAAAUGAGUUUGGGUCGGUUGUAUUACAAUUUUCGGAAAUGAAUGAUGUACCUGUUUUGUUGACUCCCGAAAGUAAUUUUUUUGAUGGUGAAGAUAAUUUAUAGUAGAUUCUCUCUUAUUUUGGUGAUUAAUAAUCAUACCGGCUUAGUUUACUUAUGUUGUGCCACUUCAACUAGAGAACUGUAGUCUAUUAGAAACGAGAAAGUAUUUACAAAACUUUUUUUCUGCUCAAGGUUAACAUAUUGAAUGCAAUACAAGUACAUUGGAAUCAUGAUACUAUAAUAAUAUGUAUAGUAUGCAUUGAAAUGGGCGUUCAGUAAUUGUUCUGGUGGUGGUUGGCUGUGGUUUUCUCUUUCUAGAGUAAACGUUGGCCAGUUUUAUAAGUUUAUAAGGCGAUUAUGGUUUGAUGUCAAUUAUAAAUAAAUGUGAAAAGACUAAAAGAGGCGCACGUUUAGAAAAACACAUUCAAAAAUUUGAUUUUAAUAAAAAUUCACAUAAAGUAUGCAGCAAGUUCAAAAUCAGAAGGUGGACAACUGUGUAUAAGCAUUUUUUUAGACAAGGCAUAUGUUUUUUUUUGUGACAACUGCCUACUACAGGUGACCUGACCAGUAGAAUAAUUGAACGCCCUUUAUUUUUACAUUUGUCACUUAGUAUUUAUCACCAUAGCGAAUAUAUGGAAUUGGAAUUCUGAAAAACCAAUGUUGUUAACAUGAAAGGAUCAUUUCGUUAGUCGUUUUUACUAUUUUUUAAUAUAUAUGCACCCACAUAGUGUGAUAACAGAAUAAUUGUAUUGUAAAUUUACUUAUCAUGCACAUUUUAAUUUGAAAAUCAGAUUUGCCUUUAGGCAAAUAAAAUUUCAGAAAGAAAA
This is a messenger RNA of Photinus pyralis (common eastern firefly), 2144 nucleotides long. Its product is annotated as zinc finger protein 143-like. Gene Ontology annotation, biological process: regulation of transcription by RNA polymerase II; central nervous system development. Gene Ontology annotation, molecular function: RNA polymerase II cis-regulatory region sequence-specific DNA binding; DNA-binding transcription factor activity, RNA polymerase II-specific. The transcript is spliced from 7 exons. Gene Ontology annotation, cellular component: nucleus. The record is from RefSeq and is a predicted model, not a curated record. Bases 70 to 1380 code for a protein of 436 amino acids. NCBI's taxonomy places the organism in Eukaryota, Metazoa, Arthropoda, Insecta, Coleoptera, Lampyridae.